Molecule: messenger RNA, 4637 nt
Organism: Diatraea saccharalis (sugarcane borer)
Lineage: Eukaryota; Metazoa; Arthropoda; Insecta; Lepidoptera; Crambidae
Source: the annotation of a GenBank genome assembly
CUCCCAAACUAUGGCCGAUAAUGGACCAAGAAAUUACGUCACUGGCACCGAUCAUUAAACUCGACGACAUUAGAUGUACUAUUCCCACGAGUAAUUUUGUCUUUGUUCUUGUCUUUGCAGGAUGUCGAAUUUCCAACGAACGCGCAGUAAGGUAUGGUGGGGUGAUUCACCUCCGAACAUCGGGAGUCCAGUGGCUCAGCAGCCGGACUGGAACCAAAACAAUCGUAGAGAUGAACCCGAGUGGGAGCCUCAGCUGCCUCAUUGGAUUGCUAAUCAGCACGAGCAACAAAAGAACAAUAGCGUAGAUAAUAUUGCGCAACCGAACAAUGUGCAAAUAAACCAAUGGCCUUUACGCCACGGCAGUCCUGGCAGUCACAAAAGCCAAGAUUCCGGAUUUUCAGAUUCGGAUAGUUCCCCACCGCCAUCUCAGUAUUAUCCGGAAAGUAAUGAUUCUAAAGACAAAUCAUCUAGUAGCAGCGAUUCAAAUAAUAAUGAGAAUGUGACUAUUAAACUAGCGCCCGAGUAUAAUACUCCAUCUAAGGAUGUCGUUGAUAGUGUAAAGGAAUCGGAUACUAUCAAUAAUGGAGCUCCAACCCCCAAACCUCGUCUGCGAAGUAGUAGUGUCAUACAAACACCUUACGACUUACAAAUGUACUAUGAAAUCCACCAUGACGAGGAACAUAUGGAGCUUCUAAAAGAUGAAAUUUCAGAAAGUGUUUGUUGUAAACAAGAGAAAAGUAUAACACUGAAAAAUGUUGUCAACGAAAAAAAUAACAAUGAUAAAAAAUGUAGAAGUAACUUAGCUAAAGUAGAUAACUCAAACACUAACUCGAAAUCUGAGAUUAAGGAGGUGGAAAUAAAAGUUACAUCUCCCAUUACUAAGAACAAUAAUGUAAACGGAAGUGCAAUAAUUAAUGAAACCAAAGAUAUCACACCGAAAAAUAUUAAUGUUUUAAGCCCAUCCAAAAAGUAUCCUAUCAUAAAAUCAUUUGUAUCCAGCAUAGAAACUGAUAGCACCAAAAUUAGUAAAGUAGCUAAAGUAAAAGAUCUAGAAACUAGCAAGAAUAAAUCAGAUGAAAGCUUGGAAAUUAUCAAGUUGUCUAAUAAUAACGAGAUUGCAGUCAAUAAUCAACCGAGAGUUCGAACGCCGAUAUCAAACAUAUCUUAUACUUCCACCGAGAGAAUCGCUGCUACCAAAGCUGAUUAUAGAAGGAGUUUAUCAAACGAAGAAAACAUUCCCGUCGACACAACACCAAGAUUCGAAAGAAAUAGACUAAAUAAAUCAUUGAACUUUGAGGCCCAGAGAUUAGAUCAACAGAUAUUAGAUAUCCAAGAGGGCUAUCACUCAUUAAGUUAUAUAGAUGAAGAUAUUAUUAACGAAGAACUGGAAAUCCCUACUGAAGACAUACAUAAACCAACCAAAGCUUUACUGGGAAAGAAUAUAAUGGAUAGUUUACAUCUGAAACCAAAUAAGAAAAUAGGGCCAAAAUCUAAACACCGUAAUGCGACAAAAAUCGACAAAAAAGACCUAUUCAGGAUAUUUCCUUCAAAGAAAGAUAAAUUAAGUGUUGUAGAAACACAUGCUGGAGGCAUAUUGAAUGGAAGCAGAGUACCAUCUUUAGGAUUGCCAAGAACUGCAGAACAUCAUUCAUGGGUGCUGGUUGGCCAUCCGGAACAAGAAGUACUGAUACCGACGUAUAACGAGCGGUUAGUGGAUGCGGAAACAGAUGUCACUGUAAAUACUAAUACAGAAGAAGACCUUAGUUAUCUCAAGAAUAGAAGGGUUACACCACCGCCUCAAUUCCAAGAUAUAAAGAAGAUACCAAACGAAACAGACUUGAUUACAGACAAAAAUUUAACACACGAUUCUAAAAGAGAAAAAUUAAAAGAUAUCGAAAUCAAUUUCGCCGACGUACAAUUGAAUCUGGCAUGUACGUCUACACCGAAGAUGUUAGCUCCUCACGAAUACAUGAACAGUGAUACACCAAAGAGCGUCAAGAAAAAUACUCGUAGAGUUAAUUUAUUACAUAACUUUAAUACCAGCGGGAUAGUGCUAAAUAACCAGAACGAGAUUUUAUAUAGAGAAAGAAGUAUCGAUCAUACAAAUUUGGAACGAAUGUGUGAAAGGAAACCAGAGCCUGUACAGCAUUGGCUUUGUGACCUUGUGGGGUCUUGUGAAAACGAAUGCAUGACGACUCUACAAAGUAAACCCUUGGGCACUGAAAUGAAAGCAUUAGUCACUGCCAGCUCAGCCACCAUCACAGGCAAUAUCAAGAAAGUUCAAACGCACGGACAGAUCAUUAUUCAUCAAUAUAGCGACGUUUUGAGGCAAAUUGAUACGAACAAAAUAAGCGAAGAGCAAAUAUGCUUAUUGGUGGCUAAUAUAAACGAAUUCGUGUUAGCUCACAGCAUAACUCUUAAUACCAAACCUCCCGGUGAAAGCCCAGAAAGAUGGGAUAAAAUAAAGAAAUCACUACAGUUGUAUCUGCAAAAACUAAUAGAUAUUGGUGAAGAUGUGAAGGUCGAACUCAACGAAAGUCGACCGGAAUGGAGUUUAGUACAAAAACACCUGGAUACGUUAAUAGGAAUAUUUUUGGAGACAACGAAAGCUGUUUUGGUACAACAAACAAAGACGCUUGUGUCGAUAAUCGAGGAGCCACCAUCAGACAUGCUACUCAAAAGCACUUUGACCUCGAUCGGCCAUCUUGCUAUGUUGAGCGAAAAUACCGAGAAUUCACUGCACGAGAAAUGCGCUAAGAUCAUGAAAAACAUCACGGAAUUACCUUUCGUCGACUGCGGGGUGCCUAGGGCUUUACUCAUCGCUAUCAUAGAGACCAAUAAGAGCUCAAUCAAGGCUCUCUCUUUGAGAGCUUUAGCGACAGUUUGUGUAACUGCGGAUGCUGUCAAGCAAUUUGAAGAGGGAGGUGGUAUAGAGAUUCUUUCUGAUAUUUUAUCUGAUCGCUCUAAUCCGGAGCCUCAAAUGCGGGAAGCCAUAACGGUUCUAACACAGAUCACUGCUCCAUGGCUCCGCGGCCAUUACGACCUCAACCAACUGCAUCUGUAUUUGAACACCAUAGUCGAAAAUAUCACUGGUCUCUUAUGUCGCACGGAGUGUUGCCAGCUGUUAUUAUUGUGCACUGCUUGUCUCGUCAAUUUAGUCCGAGAGUUGGAAUUGGAAAAGAGAGAGGAUGAUGCUAGUGCCACCAAGUCUGAUAUAGUUGAAGUGUUCAAUAAACAUAAGACCGUCGAACGAUUGCUCGAAGCAGUAAGGAAACGUGGCCCGAGCAUAUCAAUAUUUUUACAAGAGCAGACGGGUUCGUUCCUCGCGUCGCUGUGCAGGAUCCCGCGCUGCGUGCUGCCCUUGUCCCGGCCAGCGGCGGUGAGCGCCGCUCUGGUGUGCUUCACGCGUUGCGGCCCGGCGGCCGCGCACACGCAGCGCGCCGCCGAGCAACGCGCGCAGGCGCGGCUGCACUGUCACGCCGCCGAAGCUAUAUCAAGAUUGACUGUAAUACCAGAAGUGGCACACCAAAUAAUACAGCUGGAAGGAGUUCCUCAUCUUACCAAAUUGGUAAGGACGCAGAGAACUCGCCCGCAGCUCAACCCGGGCCCGAACGAGAUCAACCCUGACCAAACCCUGAUCCACUGCCUCAAGGCCCUGAGAAACAUCUACAGACACCACCCGGAAGCUUUCCAAGAGUACCAGAAGGACGUAGAUGAUAUGAUCCGACCACAUUUAAUGGAAUCUCUCAUGUUGUUUUCGGCUAAACAGGAGAGUUAUGUUUAAUUUUAUCAGGUUGCAUUCGCUGGAGUUCUUCCACGAUCACACCGAUUUUAUUUAUAGCUCAUGAGACUUCUUACUGUAGUUUAUGAACCAAAAAAGCUGUUUAUAUUAGACGUUAAAGGAGCAUAAGUAUAAAGUAUAUUUUAGGUACUACCUAUUUCGAUAAAUAGUGACAUGACAAUGUUAUUGCAGACUGCUCCAUCUAAAAGAAUCAAUUCAAAUUCUGCAAAUCUAACCGUUCUUAUAUUUCUUCUCAAGCUUUGUACAUACAAAAGCUUUAUUUAAUAAAAUAUUUAGCUUUGUAAAAUAUGCUUUUUUAACACCUUUUUUUAACGUGACUUUUAUUUUGUUUUAAGUACUGUCAACGGCACAUCAUCUUGUACUAAAAGUGUCAAGUUUCUGCACUUGACCUUAAACUUUAACACAUGCUGGUAGAGUUAAAAUCAAUUGUGUAAAUUUGACUUUUUUUGUAACACGAUGUGUUAUUUUUUGACAUACGUUUACAUUUUUUACUAGUAUUAAAAAGAGGCCAUACUUUUUGCUAGUCCUUAACUCAUGUAUUAAUUAUUCUUUUAAGUACGGAAGGAUUGGCUCCAAUCUUUUAUUCUUUUCAUAUAUUUAUUCGGAGAAUACGAGACCAUUUGAGUCGGACUUAUUCCCUCUGAAUUAUAUCCAUUCAUACUUUGAACCUCGAAUAUACCACCUUAUAUUAGAAAAGUUGAUAAACUUAAAACGUAGAUAAGUAUAUUAAAAACUGUAAAGAUAUAUCUUUAUAAUACUUAAUGAGAUGUGGGAGUAUACCUACUACUUAUUGUUAUUCUAUUUACAAAUGAAAUAUAUCCUUAUUAUGAUGUGA